Molecule: messenger RNA, 2749 nt
Organism: Conger conger (European conger)
Lineage: Eukaryota; Metazoa; Chordata; Actinopteri; Anguilliformes; Congridae
Gene: gpat2
Product: glycerol-3-phosphate acyltransferase 2, mitochondrial
Exons: 20
Cellular component (GO): mitochondrial membrane
Source: RefSeq, a predicted model, not a curated record
CCGCCCCGCCGCCCAGCGCUCUCCUGGGCAGUCAAGAUCAAGAAGAAGCUGAAGCCUGUGGCUCCGUUUCUGGGGAAGUUCAGGCCCACGGUGGGGCAGUGCUGCCACCAGUGUGCCCCCAGGAGCCUGGGCUGGAAGCUGCUGAAGACGUCUCCCUCUCUGGGCUUCCAGGACCUGCUGGCCGUCAACGAGACCCACACCAGGUACCGGGGCUGGCUGGUUCGGAGAGUGUGCUGUGUGCUGUUUGUGGGGGGACGCAGGGUGUACCCCAGUCCUGCCUCCGACAGGGCGGACCGGGUCUGCUCCAGCGCCAGGGUGCAGAGAGCCGCGGCUGCCGGGCGGUUUGAGCAGCGCGGCCCGCAGCACCUGGCACUGACCACCAGGGGGCGGGCCGCUCACGUCCUGCCCGUCAUUGACACCUGCAUCUCACCGAUCCUCCUCCGGGUGUGCAGCUGGGUGUUGCUGAGGCUCUUGGGGUCUGUGUUCUGCAGUGUGCAGGUCAACCUCUCCCAGCUGGCUGCUCUUCACAAAGCCUCCGAGAUGGAGGCCCCCCUGGUGUUCGUCUCCGUGCAGCAGUGUGGUCUGGACUACGCGCUGCUCCCUCUGGUGCUCCUCUGCCACAACCUGAGGGUCCCGUACACCAUCUGCCCCCCUCUGGAUGGGUGGCUCAGGUCUGUCCUGCAGAGGCUUGGUGUGAUACUGCGCCCCGGCUCCUCGGGCACGGAACAGGACCCUGAGGAGGACCGCCUCUACGGCCCCCUCAUGACUUCUGGGCGUGGCCUGGCCUUUCUGCAGUACGUGCUGUCCCUGCUCAGGGGCGGUCAGAGAGGAAGCGUCAGGAUCCAUUUCGCGCAGGCCUUCUCACUAAAGGAGAUGUGUGACACAGGGAGGUGUCGUGUGGACGGAGCACGCCCCUUACAGGAACUCCUGCUCCCUGCGAUACUCAAAAACAGGUCUGAUGCGGUAUAUGGGCAGAAAUCUGUGUCCUGGGUCCUAGCGCCCCCCCACUGCCCUGAGCUGCCCCACCCAGAGAGACAGUUCUGCACCGCCCUCGUUCAGCACCUGCUGCACUCCACCACUUCCUGCGCCGCUGUGAUGUCCACCGGCCUGGUGUCCUGCCUGCUGCUGCACAAACACCGCAGGGGGGUGCGCCUGUCUGAGCUCUGCCGGGACUCCUCUUGGCUCCUGGAGGAGGUGCUGUUCCGGAACCGGGACGUGGGUUUCGGCGGCUCCCUGUGGAGCGUAGUGCACCACGCCCUGUCCCUGCUGAGGCCCAGCCUGGUGAUGGCUCAGCUGCCCCCCGGGCGGGAGCCCCUCAUCGCCCCCCGCCCCUGCCCCGCUGCCCUGCUGAGCCUGGCCCGGCACUGCGACAUCCUCACACACGCCUUCAUACUGGAGGCUGUCGGAGCGUGUGCAGUGUCGUCCAUGCUGAGCGAGGUGGCACACUGCGGGGGAGGAGGAGGAGGAGAGAUGGAGUUUGAUGUGGCUCUGUGCCAGGAGGAGCUGACUGAGAAAGCUCUGCAGCUCUGCUACUUACUCCCCUUAGGGCACCAUCCUCCGUGCCAGUCUCCCCUCAGCUUCGCGCUGGAUGCAGUGGACAGCCUGGUGCGGUGUGGCAUCCUGGUGAUGGAGGAGCUGCCCAGGGACCGCCCUGUGUGUGACUUCUUGAGGACACAAGGCACCCUGAGGUGGAGCGCGACGGAUGAGCAGGACCACAGCGACUCGGACUGUGAGGAGCAGGACACACGCCGCUACAGGCUCAGCCAGCCCAGCCAGUGCCCCGACCUGCUCCUCUUCCUGUGCAGUAUGCUGAGCGUCCAGCUGAGGGCGCUGUCCUGGGCCAUCGAGGGCCUGCAGACCAUCCGCACGCCUGUGCCAGAGUCCGAGUGUGUGUCCCAGGUCCACGCUCGCCUGUGUGACAGAGCCAGACAGGACCGCCAGCGUUUCGAGAGCUCGUCGGUGGAAGUGGCGAGGGAGGCGGUUCGUACCCUGACUGAUCUGGGGGUGAGUGAAACCCACGGCAAUACCACGGUGCUGGAGGAGGUGGUUGAGAAAGACAGCAUUGCCCUCGGCAUCAGUCCCCUGUUCCAGCAGGCCGCGAACAGGGACAAACUGCACAAGUUCAUCUGCCAGUUCCUCUGCAGUUAGCCUGUCAGCAACACCAUCCAGCCUGGCUGUGUAAUUACGUUAAUGCGCUGUGCGAAGGGCGGGUUUUUCGGGCUUAAAAUACACGAACCGCGCUACUCUUCUGUUUGACUCGCGUGGCCCUUGUUUAAUAAUAGUGUGUGUGUGCGUGUGUUAGUGGGAUGACUCAGAGCCCACUCGCUCCUCAGGAGUGGGGGCCAUUUCGUGCGUUAAGAGAUACCAGCUGCAUUGGUGUACAGUGUUAAGCAGCUUCCAAAUUGGUGGCACAAUAUUUUUUUUUUCCUUCAUGUUCACAGUUCCUUCAUGUGCCUUGAGUAUUUCCGUUAAUUGGAUGGUUCGGAGCUGUUUAAAGCCUGCUUUUGAUUUGCUGCGCUUUAAAGUGGUAUGGCUCGUAAUCAAUGAUUACUUUCUUGUAAAUUAGUUUGCGUGGGUUGCGUUUGAAAAGUGUUAUCGCCAGACUCAAGAACGAAAGCAACUAUAAAAAGGUAGAGUCUCUUAUUUGCGUUGCAGUAAUUUCUAUUUCACUUAAUGGAGGCUUUUUUGUGUGAUUGUAUAGCCCUGUUGUGUUUUCCUCUCAAUAAAUACGCCAUUGCCUCCCCGGAAA